Molecule: messenger RNA, 1587 nt
Organism: Aspergillus niger
Lineage: Eukaryota; Fungi; Ascomycota; Eurotiomycetes; Eurotiales; Aspergillaceae
Exons: 1
Coding region: 1-1587 (528 amino acids)
Source: RefSeq, a predicted model, not a curated record
AUGGCAGUCGGCCACCCCAUCCGCCUACGCCGGGCCCUCAGCACCGCAACGACCAAAUCCCGCUCCCUUUCCACUCCCCGAUUCUCCAUCCUCCAACUCCAAGUCCUAGUGCACUUAUUCCGCGUCGCCCUCUCCCUCGCUCUCCUACCGCUCGACAACACCAUCCUUCUCGCCGCCUACGCAGCAGGAUUCUUCCCCUUCUCUCUAACAGAUAGCAACAAAGCCGGCGCUCGCCGCCGCGCCGCGGCUCUCCGCUCCAGCAACUUCAAGCCCCGAACUGUCCUCGUCACGGGUAUCGACACACCGUAUGGCCUGGCCAUCGCGCGCGGAUGGUAUUACUCGGGCCAUCGGGUAAUUGGGGCCGAAGUGGUAGGUGGGGAUGAAUCGGGCGUGGCGUGCGGGGAGAGUAUGUCGCGGGUACUGAGCGGGUAUUAUCGCAUUAAUUCUACCACUAGCGCAAGCACCGCUACGAAGGGCUACGCAGCGCAAUUGUUAGACGUGGUGAUGAAAGAGAACGUGGACGUGUGGAUCCCAUGCUGCGAAGAGACGGAAGGGGAAGAGGAUGCCGUCGCGAAGGGAGUGAUUGAGGCGCGGACGGGGUGUAAGUGCGUGACGCUUGAUCGGGGAAUGGCGGAUAUACUCUCACAAUCCUCAUCGAACCGGGAAGCUUUCCUGGCGUUUUUGGUCGAGAAGGGAUUACCUGUUGUGGAGAGACACGAGGUGCUGUCUCGGGAUGCGGUGCAUAAGAUCCUCCAUCGGUCGCCGACCAAAGUGUGGAAUAUGCGGAGGGCGGAUGAGAGAGAGGUGAUGCUGCCGAAACGGACUCUUAGUCUGACCUAUUCCGAGGUCAGUGAGAUUCGCAUCUCCAGGGAGAGGCCGUGGAUGUUGCAGCAGCAGACGAGGUUGGGAGGGUUUUAUGCCGAGAUGGCGGUCGUUGCCGGGAAGGUCAAGGCGACUAAGAUCUACCCCGCUGAGGAGGAUGGAGACGGUGGUUGGGGCCAAUCACCGAUGGACCGCGGGCUGGCGACGGCGAUUCAGGCGCUGAUGGAGCGGUUUGCCAGCCAGAUGGGCGCCCGGUUGACGGGGCAUUUGCGGUUGAAGGUGAUGGUGGAUGAGGAGGUGAGCGACAAUUCUCUGCGGUAUGUGAUACUUAUUGAUAGCUGCACGCAUGGCGCGUCGGCGGUCAAGUACCUCAUCUUGGAGGACGAUUUGAAGACUCUGGUAGACGGAUAUCUGGAGGCGUUGACGCCGCAGACGAAUGGUGUCGCCGAGGGGGAGGCUGUGAUGAAUGGCACAGCGGGUGCUGCGUCUGCGUCUGCGUCCUUGAAGGCGGAUAUCACUACGCCUCCUCCGCGUCAACGGUUCAGUCUGUUUCGCACGGCGAAGAAAGCCAAUGUGAAGGUAUUUGGAUCGCUGGGGAAGCAGGUUGAUCGUGCUCUUCAUGAGGGGAGUAAGCUCCUGUUCUUCUGGAAGAAUCAGAAGUUCUCGCAGCUGGAUCCGUUGCCGUGGUGGUGGCAUGCUCAUGUCUAUCAGCCUUUGAGGGAGUUGGAGAUGAUUGUGAAGCCGAAGAGAGUGAAGAGGGCGUGA